Toxoplasma gondii ME49 is the source of this 4600-nucleotide messenger RNA. RefSeq lists its product as hypothetical. Lineage: Eukaryota; Apicomplexa; Conoidasida; Eucoccidiorida; Sarcocystidae. The record is from RefSeq and is a predicted model, not a curated record. The transcript has a single exon. The coding region runs from base 909 to 3929 and encodes 1006 amino acids.
UCGUGACAUCGCACAGGUCAGCUGUUAUCAACCACGAAAGUCGCACGAUUCUCUCGUGGUGAUAUCUGCGGUGUUAAACUUAUUCUAUAAAACAAAUCUGUUUCACGAGCAUGCUGUAGCGGGAAGAAGAUAGUGUUGUGUUGAGGUGCCUUUUUUCACAAUGACCGGACCAUCCCGAGGUUAGAGGUUAGAUGUCUAGCAGCUGGCACUCCCGCUCGUCGCGAGUGAUCCGCUGGCGGAGAGAUCCAUCGUUCCGGUGGACCUAUAAGGCGGCUACGGCCCAUUGACCUCGCAGCAGAAACUCGUUUUGACUGUUCAAGGCACCAGAAGAAAGCAACUCCCUGGCACGUUGUCGUUUGAUGGGGGCUUUGCCCGUAUGGAAGUGAACAUCUCCGUCCGUCGCAACAAAGACAACUGUGUCACAAGCGACACCCAGAAGGUGCAAUGCGUGACGACGAGGCGCCCGCGUUUUUUCCACACGUUUAAGCUGUUUGCUCGGACGAAAAACAUGCCAAAGGACACUUGUCCGGUAGUGGCUUCCCGCAGUACUCUUGCAGGCGGAUAUCGGUUCCUCCUUCAAACAACGUGAGAUGCUAGCAGAUGGCCCAUUUGAAAGCAGUCACUCUGCAGACUGGAAGUCCUGGGAAAAAAGCAUCAUAGUGCGGUGUUAUCCACGACAAGAUUGAAGCUGCCCAUCGUCCUUACAUGAUAAAGGUGCGCGCAAGUGGUAAUGUGAGGGUCUGCCCAUGCCGCCGAAUGAAGCGAUCGUCAAGCUAUCUCUUUGCGUUGUCACAGAAAAAACCACUGUGCAGUGCUUGAUCCUCAGGAAGUGUUUAUGUGGUUAUCUGGUGGAUUGAGCUGGCUCCGCGGCGUUUGCCACUUUGUUCAUUUUAGUAGAGGUAGCAACGAUGCAAACGUUCUUCGACUAUAUACUGGAGGAUGUAACUCCGGCUGGGGCGGAAUACAAUCCAUCAAUAGCUCGGCCGUAUUGCAAGAUGUGUAAGAAGGAUGCCUGGCUAUCAUGGACGGGGAAGUAUAGUGACUACUGUAGUGUUGACUGCAUGAACAGAGAUAUGCGGGCGAAUGUCAAUUCUGAGAGAAACGCAGACCUUCCUCGCUUGCAAGAGUCGAGUCCUGAACCUGCAGAGGUUUUCCAGAGAGCCACUCUGGCAAAGAAGGUCGCCAAGGAGUUGAAAAGUGUGGCUCAAGCGAAAAAGGCGAAAGCGGAGGCACUCGCUGCCCAAGAGGAACAGGCGCAUAGCGACAAUGAAUUUCGCCUCCAACAACAACAACUCAAGCAUAUGGCAGAAGUUCUUCAGUGGGAUCGCAUGUUCUCCCUCGCAGAGAAGGAAGAUAUGAAUGAGCACUCGGAAGGAAGGAGUGGUCGGGAAACGGGAGACAACCGGAGACCGGAUGCAGAUAAACAAGUGAAUGAGGUCGACACCGAAGCUGGAAAACGAGCGAAGGCGGAAUCAAAACCCCAGUUGGCGAAGAGAACUAGUAGGCAUACCCUAGACGACGAUAAGGGGCAAGGGGGAGCUCUGCACGCUGAUGAAGAGGGGCAUGAGGAAGUGAAGAGGCCAAUAGGUGGCAAGCCGAAUCGACGACUGGCGGAAGAGGGAAGAGUAUACAAGCAGACGAUUUCAGGGGACGAUGAAUGCCGGGUGAAAGAGCGACUAGUGCAGCUGGAAACAGAAACUAGGGAGACUCACAAGCGAUUGCGGCAACUCGAAGGCAAAGCCGCGAAGUCUGAGCAAGCGAUCAAACACGAAUUAACGAGCCAUCCAGCUAAAAUGCGAGGACGGGCAACGCAAGUUACACAUGCGGACGACUCCGACAGACACAUGAGCACUAUUCGAAAUGACCAGCUCAACAGUCAGAAGGACGCUGCCAAGGCCGGGGAGACUGCCAGAAUCUCAGAUAACGCAGUGAGGAAAAGUAAGACUACUCAGGAAGGACGACGUCGGAAACUACAACCUGUUGCCGAGAGACAGCUGGAAGAACAGCGACUACGUGCGGGAUCGAAUAAUACAGAACCAUCGCAGAACAGAAACGCCCCAAAAUUUCGGAAAGAGAGCUUCUCUGAAGAGCCGACAUCUGCCACAUUUGUAGCAAAUCAGGUCAAAGAAGCAGGUGACUGUGCUGUAUGUGAGUUGCGACAGAGCAUUGUACUACCGCGAGGCCAUGCCAAAGCUAUAACGCAAGCCACUGAUUCCAAUUUGAAGAAGAAAAAACUGCACAUCACAACUGAUGAUCUUGCAAUGCUUCGGAGCGCUGCUCUGACACAACUGCGAUUGGAGAUGGAUGGUUUGAGGAAACAGGACGCCUUUAUUCGCGGCUACGUCGGCAGUUUGUGGAUAUGGCUUGACAGUGCUAAAGGAGUCAACCGUCUGCGACUCUCAUUCGGAGAUUCAUUAUUUGUCAUUGUCAGAUGCCCCACUCAGGAACAUCAGUGGAAAAAGUGGCGAUCCCGAUGUAGUCUCAACCUUCGUUGGGAUGAGGACUGGACUGUCCCCAUUAGAUACAGGAAUUAUCCUUCGCAUCGUUAUAUGCGUAUUGAGCUGUGGAAAGCAAAUUUUCGACACGAACGGGCAAGCUUCUUAGGUGAAGGACAGGUCCCUUUUCCUUGCUUUGCAACCCGAUGGAACGGCGACGUUCAGCUGUGCUGGAACACCCUCCUUGGAGGAGAUCGCAUUGACUUGGACUGCGGUCAGCUGCACUUGGGGUUGAAGUUCUCCCCGCUACGUCGGGAACGAGAAGGAACAGACGUUUGCGACACUGCGAGGGAUAGACGGAAGAUACGCCGUAUCAAAGCACUAAGUCACGAAACGAAAGGAUGGAGUAGACUUAAACUGCCAGCAGAUAAAACUGACGAAGCAGUACAAGUGAACUUGAAUUCUGCGCCUGUUGUGGUUUCGGCAGGAGCACCUGCCGUGCCAUCACUGGCACCGCUUGUGCAACCAAGUAGAAGAGCUGAUGAAUCUCUACAGGUGGAUGCCACUGCCACUGUUUCUUCGACUGCAGUUGGUGCAGAUAUUUCGCGGCCUCUUACUAUACCAGAGGCAUGCGACGGAGUACAGGCAGACGGUGAACAGCACACUGAACAGGUCUGUUCGUCAAAUAAGACGGUAUCGACCACCAACCCUACUGAACAGGUGUUGCCAAUCCCCGACGUAACCGAGGAGGUGUUAGAUACUAUGGUGCCUGCGGUGCUCGGGCAAAUGGAUGAGUACGCUUGCAGGGUAGAAGGCGUGCAUGAGGUGUUGGGUGUAGAUUUUGACAGUAGGGAUUUUCUGGACAGAACGCGUGCAUCACCAGGUUGCCGGGUUACCUGCUCCAACAGGCUGUGCUGUCGAUCAGUCAGAAGUCAGGAUAUGAGGGAUCUUUUUGAGGAAGAGGAGUUUCGAGCAUGGGGCCUCUGCUCAGCAUGUCAGCACACCGUAUUUCCGACGAAGGGGCCUUCCAAACCACCGAUCAAAGUUAUACUUGGGGAGGAGAAUGGCUCGCCCUACAGUGAGUUCAGGUUGGACAGUUCCGUACCUGUGGCCUUCCCGGACUUUGCAGUCGUGUGGCCAUCCAGCGCGCAUCUCUUUGUAGCACAGGGGUUUACCCGCCUGGAACUCCAAGAGCGGAUCCGGCAGUGCCAAACCAGGAGUGAACUUAGGGCCGUGUUGAGGGCGCCGUUGCUACGACAUUUUCUAAGGAAGGACUGGGAGUCUUUCAAAUAUCGUGCGCUGAAAGUAUGCUUGGAUCUGAAGGUAGACCAGCACCCGCGAUUGCAACUUUUGUUGUCUGGUACUGGAAACUGCCAAAUUUUUUGUCCAAAACGUGAGGACACUAUAUACAUGAGUAUCAGUGGCUCGUGCGACCUUGGGGAAGCCGUGGGGAAAAUUCUAAUGGAUAAACGCAGUGAAAUUCAGCCAUAUUAGACAUUGCAUUCGGUAAGCUUAGGGGUCGACUAUACUGGAGAGGUCGUAUCGUGACUCCAGUUUUGUGCCGUUGUGGGAUAUCGAUGACAGCGGUGUGACUUGCUGGUACUCUAGGUGGUCGCGAACAAUGCGGACUCUACAUUGGGGGCUGUUUAAACGAAUUUUUCCAGUUGCCAGAUCUAGACGUGAGGACAGGUUAUCUCGUAAUCGUGCACAGGCCGCACGCUUCCACAGUUACGUGAAAACAGUUGGAACGUCUAGCCGUGUUUACGCGACUUGUAGGUACUACUGCAGCAGCGGCGAUACUCACGCCUUCUGGUCCUUGUUCGGAGUGUCCGUGCCUGAGAGGACAGAAACACAAUUGCAUUCACCGCUGUCAACUGUGUCCCUGAACAAAAGUUCAUCUGCAUCGUGAAGCAGGUUGGACACUCGACACGAAGAACGACUGAGACGAGUUUUCUACCAGGAUCCUGCAGAGCUACAUUGGGACCCAGCGUUACAUUCAUGGUGAAGUUACUUAAAAAUAUGAUUGAAUGUGGCUUUGCGAAUAUAGUUAUUCUAGAAGAAAUGAACUGCGUCGCGAUUCGAUGCCCCACUUGUCGACAUCCGCAUGCGUAGGCAAUUUUACGCAGUGCUCGACAGACGACACAGCUUUUAUCGGUUGCAGUAGA